CCGAUAAUUAUAAUGAGAGUGAAGUAAACACGCGAUAAGGAAGUGACAGAUCAUGGAUGCCAUGGAUGGAGGGGUGGAAGUGGUGUUGAGGGCCAUCAGACACCGGUUCCACUACUACAAGACGUUCGUUGUGUCCAAUCCGUUGGUGGUCUCCGAAAUGGAGUCGGCGUUGCGGUGGAUCUCGUAUCUCAUCACAGCCACCAAACUCAACAACAAUCACAUUAUCUCUGAGUUGUUGUACUCGUGCUCUUCGCUGUUGUCGUUAUUCAAUGACACGAUCCUCAGGAAGUCCUUCAACAUUAAGAUCAAUGCAGUGAGUAUCUCAUCGGUGGUCGACACAGACAUGACUUAA
Messenger RNA from Oppiella nova, 352 nucleotides. The record is from the annotation of a GenBank genome assembly. NCBI's taxonomy places the organism in Eukaryota, Metazoa, Arthropoda, Arachnida, Sarcoptiformes, Oppiidae.